AUGCCACACUUUACAGAGAGCACCAAGUCUCAAUCUCAAGAUGAGAUUGGCUUCGCAAUGCAAGAGCCUAUCGCCAUAGUGGGCUCUGCAUGUCGCUUCCCAGGCGGCGCGUCAAGUCCAUCGAAACUGUGGGAUUUGUUAAGACAGCCACGAGAUGUCCUCUGCAAGAUACCCCAAGAUCGAUUUAACCCAGAAGGUUUCUACCACAGUGAUGGUACACAUCAUGGUACCAGCAAUGUUACGGAGUCGUACCUUCUCCAAGAGGACCCUCGUGUUUUUGAUCUGGAUUUUUCAACAUCAAGCCAGUUGAGGCCCAUGCUACAGAUCCACAACACCGGAUUUUACUCGAAACUGUUUAUGAGGCUCUUGAAUCAGCUGGCUUACCCAUGGAAAGAAUUUCUGGCACUCAAACCGCUGUUUAUGUUGGUCAAAUGUGGAGCGACUAUAAUGAUCACCUUCAACGGGACAUCGAUAGCCUACCUACCUAUGCCGGCGUAG
Molecule: messenger RNA, 498 nt
Organism: Colletotrichum truncatum
Lineage: Eukaryota; Fungi; Ascomycota; Sordariomycetes; Glomerellales; Glomerellaceae
Product: lovastatin nonaketide synthase
Biological process (GO): fatty acid biosynthetic process; secondary metabolite biosynthetic process
Molecular function (GO): fatty acid synthase activity
Source: RefSeq, a predicted model, not a curated record